This is a messenger RNA of Onychostoma macrolepis, 6958 nucleotides long. RefSeq names its product hexokinase domain containing 1 (gene hkdc1). The transcript has 19 exons. Bases 815 to 3574 code for a protein of 919 amino acids. NCBI's taxonomy places the organism in Eukaryota, Metazoa, Chordata, Actinopteri, Cypriniformes, Cyprinidae. Gene Ontology annotation, biological process: intracellular glucose homeostasis; glycolytic process; glucose 6-phosphate metabolic process. The record is from RefSeq and is a predicted model, not a curated record. Gene Ontology annotation, molecular function: ATP binding; glucokinase activity; mannokinase activity. Gene Ontology annotation, cellular component: cytosol; mitochondrion.
AAAAAAUUACAUGGACAGUUUUAUCUACAAAUUGAUUAUUUUACACCAUUGUAAAUAUCAACUAAAAUGGAAUUGCUAAUAGCAUGUAAUAGCAUGCUGAGUCAUUUUUUCAGGGUAAAUAAUUCAGAAAAGAAGUCAAGUGUUAAAUGUCUGGUAGAUCAACCUGCUCUGUGUUUGCUAAAGGGCCCUGGUUAAUCUCUGCCCGUUACUAUGGUAACCACAUUAGCAGAACGCCUGAACAACAUCUUAAUCCUUGAACAUUUUCCUUGGUUUUAGCCCAUAAAACUCUUUGUGAACUUGUUGCUAUAACUUCAGCACAUUUAUUACAUUUAAUACCUUACAGUUACAAACCCGGAGGAGCAAAGGCCUGAUAACGUCUGGGCAGAAAUACCCUCUCACUGAUCUUGUCAGCUCUGUUCUGGUGAAUGUAGAUAAGGCUGUUUUGUGUUUCUCUCACUUCCUCAUUAAGGAUGUUUAUAUACUGAACAGAAAAGACUCUUUCUGAUCUAUUGUUUCACUCAUGAUUGUUUUAAGGUGCUCCUGCUGUCUGGAGUGAAUUCAAACACAUUGCUAGGUGAGGCUGGAGAGCAGAGGGGCCGGACGAGGCUUAGCCAUUAAUUAUUUAGCCGUGAAAGGGGAGGGAAAAGCAAGUGCUGAACUCUCACAUAGGGAAAUACAAGCUCAAAGGAAAACUUUCUCUCAGUCAUACCAGAAUCACUCCUGAAGAUUCAGGGGGACAGACCUAGGGACACAUUUAGACCUGAUGAUUCAUUUUGUCUUUCAAUAAGUAAAUCACCUGCGUUGGGAAGUCAAGAUGUUUGCGGUCCAUUUGCUGUCCUUCUACUUCUCAAAGCUUCAGGAGGAUCAGAUCAAGAAGGUAGACCGAUUUCUGUACGCAAUGCGUCUGUCAGAUGAUCAUCUGGCGGAUAUAUCAGCUCGGUUUCGUCAGGAGAUGGAGAAAGGACUGUCAAAUGAGAGCAAUGCUACAGCUGCAGUGAAGAUGCUGCCGACCCACGUUUAUUCCACACCUGAUGGCUCAGAGAAGGGUGAGUUUCUGGCACUGGAUCUGGGGGGUUCAAAAUUUAAGGUGCUACAGGUGAAGGUUUCAGAAGAUGGGAAGGGGAAAGUCCAGAUGGAGAGUGAAACCUUUCCCAUCCCUGAAGAGAUCCUUAAUGGCAGAGGAACUGAGCUUUUUGAGCAUGUGGCAGAAUCUUUGAAGUCUUUUCUACAGAAACACCACAUUAAUCACACAAGAAAACCUCUGGGCUUCACCUUUUCUUUCCCAUGUGCGCAAUCCAAAAUAGAUGAGGGUGUCUUGCUGUCAUGGUCAAAGAAUUUCAAGGCUAGAGGUGUUCAAGGGAACAACGCGGUGCAGUUAUUACGGAGAGCCAUUCAAAAAGUUGGGGAUGUUGACGUGGAUGUCCUGGCUAUGGUCAAUGACACAGUGGGGGCCAUGAUGACCUGCGGAUAUGAUGACCAGGACUGUGAGGUGGGGGUUAUUGUAGGUACCGGCACUAAUGCUUGCUACAUGGAGGAAAUGCGACACAUUGAUCUGGUGGAAGGAGAUGAAGGCAGGAUGUGUAUUAAUACUGAAUGGGGGGCAUUUGGAGAUGAUGGUGUGCUUGAUGAUUUCAUCACAAGCUUUGAUCGUGAAAUUGAUGCCGCCUCAAUUAAUCCAGGAAAACAGCUUUUUGAAAAGAUGGUGAGUGGGAUGUACAUGGGAGAGCUUGUGAGACUCAUUUUGCUGAAGAUGGCCAAAAAGGGUCUACUCUUUCAUGGCCAAGUCUCUGAUGCUCUCCGAACCAAGGGAACUUUCCAGACCAAACAUAUCUGCUUGAUUGAACAGUAUAAAGGAGGUUUGGAGAACACCAAGGAAAUCCUUGCAGACCUGGGUCUAAAUCCCAGUGAAGAUGACUGCAUUGCUGUCCAGCAUGUUUGUACCAUCGUCUCCUUCAGGUCAGCUAAUCUGGUUGCUGCUGCUUUGGCUGCCAUUCUGACACGGAUCCGAGAAAACAAGAAGCUGAAGACCCUUCGGACCACAGUAGGAGUGGAUGGGACAGUCUACAGAACACAUCCACAGUACCCCAAGAGGCUCCACAAGGUGGUCCGUCAUCUGGUGUCAGACUGUCAUGUCCGUUUUGUGCUGUCUGAAAGUGGCAGUGCAAAAGGUGCCGCCAUGGUGACUGCAGUAGCUCAGCGGCUAGCGUCCCAAAGAAAGGAGAUUGAUGAUACUCUCGCGACCUUCGCCUUGAGCCCCACACAGCUUCAGGAAGUGAAGGCGAAGAUGCGUGUGGAGUUGGAACGAGGCUUGAAGAAAGACUCCCAUCCGACUGCCUCAGUCAAAAUGCUGCCCACUUAUGUUUACAGGACUCCAGAUGGGACAGAAAGAGGAAAGUACCUUGCCUUGGAUCUUGGCGGAACCAAUUUCCGUGUGUUGGUGGUUAAGAUUCGUACCGGUAUGCGAAAUUCAGUCCGGAUGUACAACAAGAUUUAUGCCAUUCCAAUGGAGAUCAUGCAGGGCACAGGAGAAGAGUUGUUUGACCACAUAGUUCAGUGUAUCUCGGAUUUCUUGGACUAUAUGGGGAUAAAGAACACUCGUCUGCCUCUCGGCUUCACCUUCUCUUUCCCAUGCAGUCAGACGGGUAUUGAUAAGGGAGAUCUGGUCUCCUGGACAAAAGGCUUCAAAGCGACAGAUUGCGAGGGGUAUGAUGUUGUGGAUAUGCUGAGAGAAGCCAUCAAAAGACGAAAUGAAUUUGACCUUGACAUCGUUGCUAUAGUUAAUGACACGGUUGGCACAAUGAUGACAUGUGCAUAUGAGGACCCUAAAUGUCAGAUCGGUCUUAUUGCUGGAACGGGAAGCAAUGUGUGUUACAUGGAGGAGAUGAAGAACAUUGAGUUUGUGGAGGGUGAUGAAGGGCAGAUGUGUGUGAACACUGAAUGGGGGGGAUUUGGAGAAAAUGAUAAUAUUGAGGACAUCCGGACCAGAUAUGACAGAGAAGUGGACGGAGGCUCACUCAAUCCAGGAAAACAAAGGUUCGAAAAGAUGACCAGUGGAAUGUAUUUGGGAGAGAUUGUAAGGCAGAUCCUCAUUGAUCUCACAAAGCGUGGCCUUCUGUUUCGCGGUCGCAUCACAGAGAGACUGAAAACCAAAGGCAUCUUUGAGACCAAGUUCCUCUCACAGAUUGAGAGUGACCGUUUGGCUCUACUGCAAGUGAGGUCUAUUCUGCAGAGUCUGGGCCUGGACAGCACAUGUGACGACAGUAUUAUUGUGAAGGAAGUGUGUGGAGCUGUUUCCCGUCGAGCAGCUCAGCUCUGUGGAGCAGGAAUGGCUGCUGUUGUAGACAAAAUCAGAGAGAACCGUGGGCUGGAUCAUCUGGAGAUUACUGUGGGAGUGGACGGCACGCUUUACAAGUUACAUCCACACUUCUCCACAAACCUAAAGGACACUGUCAGAGAGCUUGCGCCCAAUUGUAAGGUGGAUUUCAUUCUAUCAGAGGAUGGCAGUGGGAAAGGGGCGGCCCUGAUCACAGCGGUAGCACGGCAGCAUCAUAUAGAGAAACAAGAACCUCACUAGAUGACUCAGUGAGCGGUUUGCAUGGCCAGUCAGAGUGAAAGGCUCACAGAGGCCAAACUAAAGGGGGCAGUGGCUGUGUGCAGAGGAAUGUCAUGACAGUAUGUUGCUCUAGUGCUCUGUGAUGGAGUCUGAGAGGCUUGGAGACCAAACAACCAUAUUAAAUCAGGAGCUGCUACUGUACUUUGAAAAGCUUCUUUUUUUUUUUUUUUUUAAAAGACAAAUUAGAAGGCAAAUUAGAAUCCAAUUCAAAGUUUUUUUUUCUGGACUGUGAAAAUCAUUUUAAGAUUUUAUUUUAAACUGAUUUAUUUUUUAAGGAAUAGUUAAAGGGAUAGUUCACCCAAGAAUGAAAAUUCUGUCAUUAGUCCAGGUGAUAUGUGAAAAUAAUGUUCACUUUUUCAUAAAAGCAUGAAACUUGCUACACUUGUAUAGUUUGUGGCCCUAAACAUUUUCAGAAAUGGAGCCAUCGGCAAAACACCUUGUGGUUGCCAUAGCGACCAUUUUACUUUCUGCCAUAACCAAAUUAUGUAUUUUAUGUCAUAUCUCCUGAACCAAACAUAACACAGAAAAAGUGAUGUCUACCCCUAUGUCAAGGAUUACAGUGAUACCAUAUACAACAACAUAAACUGUUCAGGUGAAGAGUUAAUGGUGAAAUCAGCAAUGUGAGAAGGAAAUAACAAUAUCGGAGUAUCACAGCAUUUACAAUAGUCCAUAAUAUGGCUAUUAAUUUUUUCUUUCUUUGAUAAUUAAUAUUUUAUUCAAUAAUACAUGAAAAGAUUGUUUUCAAGAAUACUAUCAUAUAUUUCAGAGAUAUAAAAAAAUCAUCUCUGGUAAGUGUAUAUUUCCUUACCUCUCAGGCAGAGACAUGUAGGCGGUAGUGUGUUUCCAGUACAUUCUUGUUCUCUCUCAACAACGCUCUAACAUCACAUGCAGACGGCAACACAAUCAGCUGAACAGUUAAUGGUUAAUUCAGUGACUUUAUGAGAAGGAUUACAAUGAAAUCUUUAUGAGAAGUAUUACAAUGAAAUCUCAGAAGAUGCAGAAUGAAAUUUCAAACAUAUUUCAUGUAAACUUAAUUUACAAUCACUCUCUGGGGCCAGAGUUGUCUAUUAUAUUGUCCACAAGGGGGAAGCCAGAGUCCUGCAUGUGGGCGGGUACACGCAGGUGAACCACUAAUAUUUGAUGUAACGGGUGGAAUAAUAUUUAUGUGUAGGGUGCGGUGUGAGUGUGGGCCAGACGGUGACAAGCACGGGCGGGUUGCGGGUACAAUAACCAAAACUAUUUUGACUCGGCCCAGUACACGCUGAGCAAUGUAGCCAAUCGCGCUGCCACUGAUUGACAGCUGUAGUAAGUAUAUUAAAGGGAGAGCUAUUUGCUUGCUUUAUGUAUUUAAAUCUAUUCACAAUUUGAAUAAAAGUUUUAAUAAAUGAGUUUUGUCUACCUCAUGUAGGAGAUUUAAUGCAGGUGCAGUUGUCAAAUGGGUCAGGUAUGGGAUUAAAUUAGUGUUGCUUUCAGAUAAUGUGUCGGAUGUUCUGUUAAUUACUGCGGGUGUGGGAAAAUCAUUUCACCAGCCAGGAAAGGUGAAUGAAAAUGCCUCUCUGUGACGUUACCACGAGGCAUCGCUUACUUGCAGAUCUCAAGCUUCUGGAGGGGAUGUAGAUUCGUAAGAUUGAGGAGGAAGCAGGAGGGUGCUGAGCCUGUUGCUGUUCUGUACACGUCAUGAACUUGAUGCAAGCCGCAACCGGUAGCCAGUGCAGGGAGAUAAAGAGAGGUGUGCAGUAGGCCCUUUUGGGCUCAUGGAAGACCAGUUGUGCCGCUGUAGAGGUUUGAUUGCACAUGAUGGAAGCCCAGCUAGAAGAGCAUUGCAACAGUCCAGCCUAGAAAUGACAAGGGCCUGGGCAAGAAGUUGUGCAGCAUGCUCUAUUUGGAAAGGCCUGAUCCUCCUGAUGUUGUGCAAUGCAAACCUGCAUGAUUGAGCUGUCUUUACAAUAUGGUCUGUGGAAAGAAACCCUGUGGCCAGUUGAUGUUCUCUGGAUUCCUCUCUCAGGAAUCCCUGAAAGACCUAACUGUGAGAUAAGAUUCAAACCAGUGGAGCGCAGUUCCUGUGAUGGUACACAGGAGAAUCUGAUGAUUCACAGUGUCAAAAGUGGCAGAUAGAUCCAGCAGAAUAAGAACUGAUGAUUUGGAAUCAGCUUUCACAAUCUGCAGGGCUAUACUGACCGACAGUAAAUCUCAGUUGAACGGCCACUGCUGAAACCUGAUUGGUUAAAGUUCAGUUGGUCAUUCUGUGAAAGAAAUAAUGUAACUGUGUCUAUAAAGGUGUGAACCAAAAGGUCCAUUCCAUUGGAAUAACAAAGGAACAGCAUUUUUCAAAUGUUGUCUGUGAUACAACUGCAUGUGAAAAUUAAGUCAAGCUGGUUGUCUGAUUUGUUAGUGCUUAUGGUUAGCCAUUUGAGAUUGAAUGAAGCUAGGAGUGGAAGUCGAAGUCUGCAGUGUAAGGCUCCUCAAGAUGCAUUUCAAAGUCACCAAAGACUACAAGUGGACUGCCAUCCACAGAAAAUGAGGAUAGCAGCCCAUCCAGCUCCUCUAUAAAGGUGCCUAGUUGACCAGGAAGGCGAUAAAUCAUUACAAUAUGGAGUUUAACAGGAGUUGUUACCAUAAUAGCAUGAAACUCAAAAUAAUUUUUAUUGCAUAGGGAAGAGUGGGUUGAGUAUUUCCAAUUAUUAGAAAUGAGUAGACCAGUACCCUUCCAAACUGACGGGGGUGUGAGAGAAAGGGAAGUUGUUAGAGAGAACAUCAGUCAAGCCCAAGAUUCUAAGAGUAGAUUGAGAAGCAAUGGCCAGAAUUAAGUUUGUUGACAGCUGACUGACAAUUCCAGUGACCCAUAGAAAAUGACAGAGGUGCAGCAAAAGAGGUGCAGAUAGGACGCAGGUUAGCAAGAUUUCGUUGCCAUCUGCGUGUGAUGUUAGAGCAUUGUUGAGAGAGAACAAGAAUGUAUUGGAAACAUACCUACCCGACUCUGCCUGAGAGGUAAGGAAAAAUACACUUACAUAAGAUUAUUUUUUUUCUAAAAUGUAUGAUUGUAUUCUUGAAAACAAUCUUUUAUUGUACUAUUGUAUAAACUAUUAGUCAAGCUGGUGUGUGGUGGGCUGCUCAUUGGUGGUGGUUGAGGAGAUUCCCCCUUCCAUGUAAAGCGCUUUGAGUACCCAGAAAAGCGCUAUAUAAAUGUAACGAAUAAAUAAAUUAAUUAAAACACUAUUUUAUUGUACUAUUGAAUACAAUAUUAGCUAAUUAACAAAGAAAGAAAUUAAUAGCCAUAAUAUGGACUAUUGUAAAUGCUACGAUACUGUGAUUUCCUUCUCACAUUGCUGAUUUCACCAUUAACUC